UAAUUAUUGGUGGUGGACUGGUAGAGCAGCGAAUAACUUAGCAACCAGUGUUCGCCGGACCGCCACACCUCUAAGACGCGUCGCGGCUUCACUCUGCACGACAGCACGAUCUAAAUCACGCGGGACUACACACGUUUCGUACAAAUUCAUAAAAAAUAAAACAUUCCCACAGUUGAAGAUUUGCUAACUAAGCACAUUCAACCGGCAUUUUAGAGGUGCAUGCUGAAAUAUUUUAGAAAUUUCGCGACAAUGAAACCACCAGUGCAAGCUACCUUGUUACACGAUGUGGACAUCCCAACGAAGAAGGCUACCUUCGGCAUGGGCUGCUUCUGGUCCAACGACUCGCUGUUCGGCGCGACCCCUGGCGUUAUUCGCACACGUGUUGGUUACUCCGGAGGUACCACAAAAAAUCCACACUAUAGAGGAAUUGGCGACCAUACAGAGGUGAUAGAAGUGGAUUACGACCCUAAGACUGUGACGUAUGAAGAUCUGUUAGACAUGUUUUGGGCCAACCACGAAUACGGGCUCACCACUAAACUAAAAAGACAGUACCAGUCUUUGAUCCUGUACCAUGAUGAGGAGCAGCGACAAUUGGCUGAAACCUCCUACAAAGAUAUGCAGAUACGCUGCGAUGGCCAGCUCCGCACAGAGAUCGCGCCGGCCGGCAUCUUCUAUGCCGCUGAAGACUACCAUCAAAAGUACCGGUUGCAAGGUCAUAAGGACCUCUGCCGCAGUCUGGGACUGGAUUCUUCAAAGUUACAAUCAUCUCAUUUGGCUGCCAGGUUGAACGGAUACCUUGUUGGCGUCGGAGGUAUAACACAGUUCGAGAAAGAAGUGGCCCGUCUGGGACUAACAGAAAAACAAGCUGAAUAUGUACGAAGAGAGAUAGAACGCAACGAAGGCGGUGGUCUCGCGUGCUAGCUUAUAUAGUUUUCAACCAAAUAAUGCAUUCGUAAUAGAAUUUCAAACAAAUUCUUCUUCAGAAUACAUAUUAUUUUGAAAUUCAUAAUUUAAAGCCGUGUAGGUUACUAUCUAUGGUCUUCUUUAAAAUUUGGCUUUAAUAAGUUACCAACAACAACGCUAAUAUGCACAAAGUGUUUAUUCUUUGUCUCUGACAACGUUUACCUUUUCUUUUGUCUUUGGUAUGGUAGAACUUCUUAAAUACUCCUCAGUGUUUCAAAUAAAAUCUAACUUCGAAUAAAGGUGUUAAAGGACAGCGUUUAUGGUUUUCUGUCCUAUUUUAAAAUUAUUUAUGUUGCAUAUAAUUAAGCAAAAUUAGACACCUACUGUUUGAUAAUAUUUAAAAUCAUAUAAAAACUUGAUUUACUAGUUUUUUAUUACCGGUUCCAUAAAGUUAAUCUACUUAUUUUGUUAAAUAUAAAAAAAAAACUUGGACUUCGAACUUGAUUGCUCUAUGACGCAUAGUAACCAUGAUAUUAAAAAACAGGAAUCAUUCGAAUUUAUUAUAUUUGAAAUAAUCGUUAUUUUGUGCUUUUAUUCUGUCUUAAAAAAAUCACGAAAUGCAUAAUAUUCUUAUAUAUUUGUAAACAUACGUAUAAUAUAUUGUGAAUAGUGGUAAUUACACACUUUUCAGCAUUUCCAUUUAUUUUUAUUAUAUUUCCUUUAUUUUUUAAUUGUCAAACUAUCGUUUGUUAUUCAGUAUUAAGGUGAAUCACUCAUAAAUAAGCUUAGUUUAUAAUAAGUAUAAACACAGUUUUAUUUUUCUUCUCAUUAGAUGUAAAAUCAUAUAUAUGUGACAUUAUUAACUAAUUCGUCAUGUUUAGAAUUAAUAAAAAAAAAUGUAUUUUGUCAUUA
Molecule: messenger RNA, 1815 nt
Organism: Galleria mellonella (greater wax moth)
Lineage: Eukaryota; Metazoa; Arthropoda; Insecta; Lepidoptera; Pyralidae
Gene: MsrA
Product: peptide methionine sulfoxide reductase
Exons: 5
Coding region: 220-921 (233 amino acids)
Molecular function (GO): peptide-methionine (S)-S-oxide reductase activity
Source: RefSeq, a predicted model, not a curated record